Carcharodon carcharias (great white shark) is the source of this 4384-nucleotide messenger RNA. RefSeq names its product nudE neurodevelopment protein 1 (gene nde1). Bases 21 to 1217 code for a protein of 398 amino acids. Gene Ontology annotation, cellular component: kinesin complex; kinetochore; centrosome. NCBI's taxonomy places the organism in Eukaryota, Metazoa, Chordata, Chondrichthyes, Lamniformes, Lamnidae. The transcript is spliced from 9 exons. The record is from RefSeq and is a predicted model, not a curated record. Gene Ontology annotation, biological process: centrosome localization; establishment of mitotic spindle orientation; mitotic centrosome separation. Gene Ontology annotation, molecular function: microtubule binding.
UCAGGAGAGGCGCUUGUGAGAUGCUGACCAAUGGGGGUGCAGAGUGUCCGGACUGUGAUGGUUUGGAUUUAAAGAGCAACCGGAGAGCUCGAGAGGCGGAGGGAUCGAGGCGGAUAGAGAGAACAAGGAGAGACCGAGCGGCGGUAGCGGGCGGGGAUCCGGCCAUGACAGACAGCAAAUUUGGAGUUGUUGCAAUGGAUGAUUUGGAAACAAUGGCUUUCAAUUCUGUUGAAGAGGAAAUUGCUUAUUGGAAAGAGCUUGCCCUAAAAUACCAGGACUGUGCACAGAACACUCGGGAAGAGUUAAUUGAGUUCCAGGAAGGAAGUCGAGAGCUAGAAGCGGAACUGGAGACUCAGCUUGAGCAUGCUGAAAACAGAAAUAGAGAUCUGCUAUCAGACAACAAUCGUCUCCGGAUGGAACUAGAGUUGUUUAAGGAAAAGUUAGAAGAGCAUCAUUCAGAGAAUUACAAACGGAUUACUAUGCUGCAGGAUGAGCUUGCUGAGACCACAGCGAUUAAAGACCAGUUGCAGAAAUACAUCCGAGAAUUAGAACAAGCAAAUGAUGACUUGGAACGGGCUAAAAGAGCAACAAUUAUGUCCUUGGAAGAUUUUGAGCAGCGGCUGAACCAGGCAAUUGAGAGGAAUGCCUUCUUGGAGAGUGAGCUAGAUGAGAAAGAAAAUCUUUUGGUUUCUGUACAAAGACUGAAAGAUGAAGCAAGAGAUCUGAGACAAGAAUUGGCAGUACAGCAAAAGCCAGAUUCCAUCAGGAAACCCACGAAUACCACAUUGGAUUCUGAAAAUGCGAUAGCGCAAGCAUCCACAACAAUGCCUUUGACCCCACUGAUAUGUAAAGGACCCAGCAGUGGGUUCCACACACCUGCUAUGUUUACAAAAGAUGGUUACACUGGCAGCCCUCUGACUCCAUCAGCCAGGAUUUCUGCACUUAAUAUAGUUGGAGACUUGCUUAGGAAAGUUGGGGCUCUCGAGUCCAAGCUUGCAUCCUGUAGGAAUUUUGUCUGGGAUCAAUCUCCAAACCGUGCAACUCUGCCGUCCACUCAGAAUGGAAACUGCUCAAUAAAAGACAGCAAUGAUAACAGGGUGUCCAAUGCCAAUUUACCCCAAUACGACAAAGGAUGCCAACAUAAGGCGAGGAAAUCUCCUAUGGUGGAAAGCUUUGGGAACUGUAGGGCCAAAGUCGUCUGUUCCCCUCAAGCAUAAAACACGUGCAACUGGUAUAUGUCCUGUCUCAAAUGACUCAUUCUGUAUUCCAAAUAUUUUUUGAUAUUUGUUGUAUUUCCAGGUUAGCCAAAAGGCUGGAGUUUGGAACACUUGCCUCGAAGGUCUGUGCACAAGCAACUGCGUCACCACAGGGUGUAGUCAAAAUCUUGCUCUGAGCAUGGUAAUUUUUAAAAAAUGUUUUAAAUGGAUAUUUUUGUAACCAAGCCCUAUAGCUUUCAGUGGGCAGUAGUAAAAGAAAAAUUCAUUUGUUUUUUUUUUGCUGGUGCAAGUUGAAGUUUAGUUUUUUUUUGAUGAAAGCUAAAAAUAGAUUUUUCUUUCAUAUUGAAGGUAUUUGACCCAUAUUUUAGACUAUAUUUAGAAGCCCUGUUCCACUGGAGAUGUGGGAUGAGAGCUCAUUAAAGAGGGGGAUAUGUAAUCAGAUCAUUGUUAACUGCUAAUUUCCAGUGGAGUUUUUUGGUCUCAGUUUUGUGCCUGAGUUUGAACUAUGUUACAGUAAUUGCCUUUUAGCAGAGUAACAGGGAAACUUGCUAAUUGAGGAAAAAUGACCAUCUUAAAGAAUCGAUUUUCUCAAAUUGAGCUUUUUCAUGCGAUUAUAGCUCAUUCAUUUGGCUUCUUGGUAACUGAUAGCUUGAGCCUUCACAUCUUGGUUCCUUAUAAACUAUUAGAUUGAAAUUAGAAUCCAUUAAUUCAUACUUGAUCCAAAAUCAUAACCACUGGGACUUUUAAAGAUGGUGAGUCAAAGUAUAGGUAGCUCCACAUAAACUUGUAGCUACUGAAGGUUCCAUUCUAUUUUACUAUUUAAUCUCCCUAAGCCUUGCAUUGGUGACCUUGAUGGUGUUGUAGCUCUUAUCCUAAAUAUCUUAAGACUGGAAUUACUGUGUAUCAAGAAAAUUCAAUACAAUAAUGUACCAGUUCUGUAUAUUCUUUGGACCCUUUUCGGCUGAGGAUUAAAAUUAUGUUUAUAAUAUGUAAGUCGCAUAUUUCACAAAUAUGUAACUUUUACUUCUGUAUACCAAUUUAUGUAGUAUAGUCAAAUAUGCCUUUCUAUAUCAAUUUGAGUUGUUCUGUGCAUGCUUGUGUUAGCACAGCAGUCAACACUUCUGUUUUCACCUUUGUAAAUAUUUAUUCUGUUACCUGCUCAUCUACCUUGGAAUCUCUUACGGAAGUUCAAGUUUGUUCCAUUGCUUUAAAUGUAUAUGUUUCCAAAAUUAUUCCUGUGCUUAAUACUGCUUUUUGCAAAAACUGUAUUCGAGUGUGUAGAAAUUUUUUAAGAAGCACAAAUCCAUUAACUAUAUAUAUGCUGAACAAGAGUACUUUUCAAAAACCCUUGGAAUAGAAGGGGUAUUGAACUGGUUGCAAUACUAGAUCUGGUUCACAAGAGAAUACUCAUGAUCAGUAUUAUAAGUCCUUUUUCAUGAGCGAAAUAUAUCUCUGGUAUGAUACUGGUGCAGUAUUCUGUUACCAUACACCCAUUACUGCUUGUAACUAGAGACAUUUGUUCAAAAAUUGACUGAAAACCAAAUUUACUGAAGAAUUUUGUGUGGUUCCCAAGGGAAUCUCGUCUUGUCCUGUGUUCUUUUUUCAAAUUGAGUGCAUAGGUAAGUGUACUAGGUCAACUGGUGUCAGUCAGUUGGAGUAGGAGAUUUAGUGCUUGUAAGAGCAGUUUGAAGAUCAAUAUCAAUUUAAUCUAUCAAAAGGGAUCAAGUUCUUGGUAUUGAUAUAUUUAAGCUGGGAAUGACUUUUGUAGAAGUGUUAAGUAGAUGAAGAAAAAAUUGUAGACUGAAUAGUGCCUUAAUGAUCAUAGUGCCUUUUGAUUAUGGAAGAACAGGUUGGGAUCCUGUGUUGGAUCUAGGUUUGACUGAGUUGAUUAUGUACCACACAAAAACUGUUUUUUCUAAGGAGUUAAACCUAAUGAACCAUUUAACUAACCUCUGAUGGACAUUAAUUUAUGAUUUGUUCUACAGGUAGUGAGAAAGCCACUUCAGUUUUAAUCCUGGCACUAGUAAACAAAUAGCUGAUGCACAUUUUCUCAAAGCUCAAGUCAAGAGGUUUAACCCUUGGGGAGGCCUGUCUGGGUUCAUUGCUAGGAUAAAGCCACAGGCUGACAAAGAGGUUGUUGUUUUCUGGUCAGAAAAGUUGAUUAACCAAAGCUAACUGAUGCAUUUAGGAUCACAAUGACCUUUGCUAUCAUCCCGAAGUCCAUAUAAAUUGGAGGAAAUGCACCAGGUCCUCCUUUUCCCAAGGAAAGAAAAAAUGCUGUUAAGGGGCAAGUCUCUGUGUCCUGAACCAAAACUGUGCUAUUUAUAUAUUUGCCCAAUGCAAGCUGGUUUACAUAGGGCCACCCAGACUUAGAAAGGCCACAGGUGUUGUCUCUUGUAGGGACUAUUCAGGUAGGACUGUGAUUCUCUUGAACACAUGACGAGAUCGAUGCUAUCUCUGUGAAUUUUGUUUUGACUCCAUGCAGAAUGCACUAAUGUCUUGCCGCUGUGUACUUGCAUUGAGAUUUGGAUUAUGUAAUUGUUUUUGCGCUCAUUUAAUAGAUCUCCAUGUUGGAGAAUGGAAUGUUUCCAGAUUUUUUUGCACCUGGUGCCCGUAUUAAAUUCCCUUUGCACUGCUGCAUGGUGCCUUAAUUCCAGCAUCAUUCACUGCUAUGAUGUCUUCAUUUUCCAUGCCAGGUCUCAGUGAGAGCAAAUUCAAUGUUAAGUUAAGGGGAUGGGUGUCUCUUCUAUAUUUGAUCCAGAAAAAAAAAUCAGUAAAUCAUUUCACCUGAAGUGAAUGGUUGUUGGUGGCAAAGGGAAUUUUCCUGCAACAAACGGAGGGACGUAAUCACGAUUGGAGUAUACUAUUUGGAUUGCCACCAGGAAGAGGAAAGUGAAUAUGGUUGCCAGGGGAUAAAGAAGAGAAAUACAAAUGUUUUCAUGUCUGAAAUCCUAGUCAGUGAUUUUGCCUAUCUUCACCCUUGGAGUACCAUAUUUCAUAAAUUGUGAAAUCACUGGUAGGGAUUGUGAAAAUAAUUAACAGACAUAUACUGUUACAGAUUUGGGCUUCUGUUUGUUUUCACAAAACGUUGCCAUAUCCAAGUUUAUAUCCUGCUAUGUCUGUAACCUAACUGUAUUUCUCAACUGAAAUAAAAUUAUCAUUCCCCA